This is a messenger RNA of Rhipicephalus sanguineus (brown dog tick), 1772 nucleotides long. RefSeq lists its product as uncharacterized. The record is from RefSeq and is a predicted model, not a curated record. Bases 70 to 1449 code for a protein of 459 amino acids. The transcript has 7 exons. Lineage: Eukaryota; Metazoa; Arthropoda; Arachnida; Ixodida; Ixodidae.
CAUUUCAGUUGCGCGAAGUUAGAAGUGGUCGCUUGUACCUGUCCACUCGUGCUACAACGCGUAAGCACCAUGCCAGCGAUCUCAACGCACACGAGGCUUUUGUUAGAGAUCAAAAUGCUUCUGCUUAUGCUUCUGCGGGAGAGAAGAGAGAGACGAGAGCAGCAACGACGUCAGCAGCGGAGACGACGUAUCUUGGAACAAAGACAGCAGUUAUUGAGGCAACGAGGACAACAGCAACAACAACAACAAAGACGGGGACCUUACCAAACAGCUGUGCACCACAGGCAACAAGGAGACAAAAGCUUCUUUCUCAACUACUACAGAUUAUUGCCACAGAAUUUCGACACGCUUUUGAGCAUUGUGGCUGCUGACCUGACCCGUGUGCAGCUGUUUGAUCCCUUGGUGCCUGCAGAGCAACUGGCGUUAACACUGAGUUACCUGGGAUCGGGGAACGAGAUGGAUCAAGUAGCACUAGCAUACCGUGUCAGUUUCCAAACUGCCAAGCGAUGCAUUCUUCACACAUGUCGAGUUAUAUGGGCACGUCUCAAGGAUCGCUUCAUGCCAACACCAACCAAAGAUCACUGGAAGAAGAUAGCCAGUGGAUUUUCCACUAGGUGGCAAUUCCCCAACUGCUUGGGGGUUGUCGAAGGAAAGCACGUGGCAAUUCUACGCCCUCAACAGUCUGAAAACAAGUACAUCAACUACAAGGGAACACACUCAAUAGUUCUCAUGGGGGUCGUCGACAGCAGUUGCAAGUAUGUGCUCGUCGACGUGGGUGCCGAGGGCCGCCUGGGCGAAGGAGGCACGCUCAAAGACUGCAAGUUUGGCAAGGCCCUUGUCAAUGGAGACCUUGACAUACCUCCACCUGGCCCUCUCCCAGGGACUACAAGAACCGUGCCUUACGUCUUCAUCGGAGAUGAAUCGUUUCAGCUAAGGAAAGAUGUCAUGCGCCCAUUUCCAGCAAGGCAGCGUGAGGACGAGCGAAGGGUCUUCAACUACAGGCUGAACCGAGCGAAACGGUGUGCCGAAAAUGCUUUCAACCUCACAGUAUUUCGGUGGCAGAUCCUUCUUCGGAAAAUUAAUUUGCCCCCCGCAGAUGUGGACUAUAUUGUCAAAGUUGCGUGUGUCUUGCACAACUUCGUAAUGGACCUCGAACCACUGUCGAAGGACUAUCCAGACCAAGAGGAUGAUUUUGGCAAUGUGAAGGAAGGACCUUGGCGUCCAAUCAUGAGAAAUAUUAUUCUAUGGGACAAAGAGAAGCACUUUUUCCCCCUUGAAGCAACCCUUUCGAGGAACCACACGUCUGAGGCAGCGCACACAAGGAACCUCAUCACAGCCUACUUUUGCGGCAAAGAGGGCGAAGUCCCAUGGCAGUGGAGCCAGUCAGGUGUUUCAAAAGAAGGUGCUCUGAAACGCCUACGUGAAGAGCCUUGCUACCAACUACUAUGACGCUGCAGCCGAGAGCUGUCCCUGCCUUGUCGUGUUCAUGGGUGUCGUUGAGGCCAAUCAUGAUCGUCAAGGUGCAGUGAUGGAAGUGACCUUCGCCACCACUACCCCUGCAUCAACCUCCCCAUCCAGCUCAAUCACUUUUGAGCGGGCCACACUGCCAAACUUGUACAUAAUGUUCAACAAUGCCACUGCCGCUGGUUCGGCAUUUCAAGGUUGACCAACGUGAUGUUACAUUUCAAGAAAAAGAUGGAUGCUUUUAAUUGUUUAUCUUUUUGCCUGCGCAUAUGUUCUCAGAAGAUGGCGUUAGUAAUGUGAAAAUAAAG